This is a messenger RNA of Fraxinus pennsylvanica, 1230 nucleotides long. The record is from the annotation of a GenBank genome assembly. NCBI's taxonomy places the organism in Eukaryota, Viridiplantae, Streptophyta, Magnoliopsida, Lamiales, Oleaceae.
AUGGGAACCUGCUGGCCUAAGCCUGUAGAUAGUCGUCCCACCACCAACAGUUGUUCUAGUCCAGUUCAUAAUGAUGCAAAGCUGAUCAAGAACAGAAAUCGCCACGACAGCAACAGCAACAGCAACAAUCAUGAGAACAGUAGGCUUUCAGCGGCUGAUCCCAAUCGCGGUGGAGAAGGAGGCCGUGGGGGCAGCGACCAUCAGGGUGUUCCUCUAAGUGAGAGCAAGACGGAGAGAAAUUCUGACGGAGCAAGAGGCAAAGAUAACAAUGGCCAAAAGAUCAACGUGGCGAGUACCUUCACAUUCGAAGAACUUGCAAUGGCGACCCAAAAUUUCAGAGAAUCUAAUUUAAUCGGGAAAGGAGGUUUCGGAAGUGUUUACAAGGGCUGCCUAGAUUCUGACGUGGUUGUUGCUGUCAAACAACUUAAUCUCGAAGGUCUUCAGGGGAAUCAAGAGUUUAUCGUGGAGGUAUUUAUGUUAAGUCUGCUGCACCAUCCCAACCUCGUUAACUUGAUUGGAUAUUGUGCUCAUGAAGAACAGAGAUUUUUGGUGUACGAGUACAUGCCACUGGGGAGCCUGGAUCGUCUUCUUUUUGAGCCUGAUCAGAAGCCAUUGGGUUGGAGCACAAGGCUGAAGAUUGCUUUAGAUGUAGCUCAUGGCCUUGAAUAUCUUCACUGCAAAACAAAUCCACCAGUCAUUUAUCGUGAUAUGAAAUCUUCGAACAUAUUGUUGGACAAUGACUUCAAUGCCCGGCUGUCGGAUUUUGGAGUCUCUAAACUAGGACCAAUUGGUGAGAACACUCAUGUGUCGACACGAGUAGUGGGAACUUAUGGAUAUUGUGCCCCUGAAUAUGUCGUCAGUGGCAAACUGACUCUAAAUUCAGAUAUCUAUAGCUUUGGCGUUGUUUUAUUGGAAUUGAUUACUGGACGUAAGGUUAUCGAUCACACCAGAAAGUCUGGAGAAAAGAAUCUGGUUAUGUGGUUCCUUCCCUUUCUAAAAGACCACAAGAAGUUUGUCCAGAUGGCAGACCCGCUUUUAGAGAUGCGCUUCUCCAUCCGAAGUCUACACCAUGCAAUAGCAAUUACUGCAAUGUGUCUUCAGGAACAACCAAGUUUUCGCCCUGCCAUCAGUGAUAUUGUUACAGCACUUGAAUCCGUAGCCUCUCAGAUGGGUAUCUCUGAUCAUCAUCAAGGUCGAAUCAGGGUCGGCCAUAAAAACCUUGAAGCCUAG